Molecule: messenger RNA, 2468 nt
Organism: Bufo gargarizans (Asiatic toad)
Lineage: Eukaryota; Metazoa; Chordata; Amphibia; Anura; Bufonidae
Product: gastrula zinc finger protein XlCGF8.2DB-like
Exons: 2
Coding region: 1082-2062 (326 amino acids)
Source: RefSeq, a predicted model, not a curated record
UAACCCCUUGUUCAGGCUUCACCACAGUCCCUCAUUCCGCAUCUUCUUCUGUCAGUACUAGUUGAGGAGUAACCAGGGCCACUAUCAUCAUUUAAAGGGGAAAUCCCACCUAUUCAGUGUGUAGUUUGGUAACCAGUGGUCCAAAUGCAGCAUUGGAUACCUCUGAUAGCAAGUGGCACCAAGUCAUCUGGUGACAUAUAUUGAUACAUUCUGCUCUAGAAUGACAAAAGAUGGCUUGCGAGCUGCUCGGAAAGUAGGCAUGGUAGUUCUGAGAGGUUUAGGGCAAAUACACACGACCAUAUCCAUUUUUGCAGGACCCGCAAAACACAGAUACAGGCCGUUUGCGGAUUGGAACGUCCAUGAUGGAAGUUAUUAUUGUUGUCUGCAAAUACGGACAAGAAUAGGACAUGUUCUAUCUUUUUUUGGAGGGCCAUGGAACGAAAGUGCUGUCAGCAUCUAUUGCUGCCCCAUUGAAAUGAAUGGGUCCACAUGUGAUCCGCAACAUUGCGGAACGAAUGCGGACAGAAACAUACGGUUGUAUGAAUGGGCUCUAAAUUGAAUGUUCUUGCUCAGUACCCUGCUCGCAUGAAUAUCAAGAAAAGUUCUACAUCUCUCCUUGUUAAAGGCAGUCCCGGAAAGUGUUGUAAUAGUCAGAACAUCAGAGGCAGAUAAGCUCCUAUAUUUACCGUAAAUUAACACCAAAUAUUGUUAUGAAUAUCACAGGCACAAUUUUGGCGGGUGGGGAUUAUGCACAGCGUGCCACCAACUACAAUUAAAAAAAUAAAUUGCAAGAAAAAUACCAAUGCUGGUUAAAAAUGUUUUAAGAAAUGGUGCUAUGAGACACCCGAGUCUUGGUUAAAAGGCCACUGGUCUAUCUCAUGCCUUAGUCUCAGCCUCUGUACCGCUUUAUGUUUUCCACAUUUAUGCUUGUGUGCUUCAGAUCGGGUCUCCCUCUGGUACUUAAUAGCUAGAAUGGUGUAAUAUAUUGCAUGUUUUUAUUAUGUGUUACUUCUAUGGCUGUCUGUUUCUCCAAGGGCGAGGAAGAGGCCAACCCUGGAAUGCAUAAUUGUUUUAAUAAAAAAUGGAUGGAGAAAAUGCAGGAAAUAUUUCAGAAGGAAGCAACAAUCUUCCUGAAGAAUGUAAAAUGGAAGAUUAUAACAUUGUACAAGUCAGCCUAGGUGAUGAACUAGUGGAUCAGUCAUCUGAACCAUGUAGUAAUGUGGAUCCUUUUUCCAACAAUUCAGACUUUGCUGAACAGGAUGGCUCCUACCGAAUUCGUAAAGUAUUUCCCUGUCCUGAAUGUGGUAAAUGCUUUGCUCAUAAUUCAAAUCUUAUUACACAUCAGAGAACUCACACUGGGGAGAAACCAUUUCCAUGUUCAGAGUGCGGUAAGUGUUUUAAACAGAAAUCAGAUCUUGUUCGCCACGAGAGAAUUCACACUGGACAAAAACCCUUUCCUUGUUCUCAUUGCGGCAAGUGUUUUACGCAGAAGUCAGACCUUAUUAAACAUGAGAUAAAUCACACGGGACAAAAGCCCUUUCCAUGUUCUGAAUGUGGGAAAAGUUUCACACGAAAAUCUGUGCUUCUAAGACACCAGAGAAUCCAUACUGUGGAGACGCCAUUUUUGUGUUCCGAAUGUGGGAAGUAUUUUGUACAGAAAUCCGAUCUGGUUUACCACUUGAGAAUCCAUAUGGGCGAAAAGCCUUUUUCAUGUACUGACUGUGGCAAAAGUUUCACUCAGAAGUCAGAUCUUGUUAUACAUCAGAGAAUUCACACAGGGGAAAAGCCGUUUUCGUGUUCUGACUGUGGGAAGUGUUUCACCCAUAAGACCAUGCUCAUCAAUCAUCAGAAAAUCCAUACAGGUGAAAAACCUUUUCCAUGCUCAGAGUGUGGGAAAUGUUUUGUGCAAAAGGCAAAUCUUGUUUAUCAUCAGAGGAUCCACACAGGAGAGAAGCCAUUUCCUUGUACCGAAUGUGGCCGAUGUUUUACACAGAAGUCGGAUCUCGUUCGACAUCAGAGAACUCACGGGGAACAGAAAUCACUGACCCAUUCUGAUAUAUAAAAAAGUUAUUGCACAAGCGAUCCUUCCUCAAGUCUAAAGAGCAAGUGGAGGGCAGCAUUGGGACUGGUUUAUCUCGAGUCUCCCAUAUCUAUUUAGAACUGUUCUGUAUACUUCUUGUAGACAUUGAGGAAUGUUAAUUACAUUAUUAUCUGAAUUUAUCUGAUAUUGUAGUUUUGAAACUUGGAAAGUUGCAUUGAUGAGUGUCUCAAGCAACAUGUCGUGCAUGGCCACCCAUGCAAGUUCCUCUGUCAGAUGUCUACUGGACUGAUUUAUCUAGAAGAAAUUGGAGGUCUGAUGAAUGAACAGCAAUUUUCUAGCUAAUAUGAGAAGUAUGAUUAAUUUGAUUUGCACAUGAAAUAUGUACGGUUUAUCUUUUUUUAUAAUUAAAGGUAAAUCAGAUGAGCUG